AUGACGCCUCUCGUCAUGACGCCUCUCGGGGCGGCGGCGCUGGCGGAGCGCAGGGCGACGGACGCGGCGAGCGAGCUGACGGCAAGGCUCGCCUCGGCGAUGAGCGCCAAGGUCGAAGUCCGCACCUUCCACGCCUGGUGCCUCCGCCUCGUCCGCUCCUUCGACCCGCAGCUCGGCGGCGCCGGCCUCGCCUCGCAGGCCCAGCUGACAGCCUUCAUCUCCGAGGCGCUGCACGCCUGGGAGAGUCGCGAGGCCGGCGGCGGGGAGGGCGGCGGCGGCGGCGGCGGCGGCGGCGGCGGCGGAGGAGGAGGAGGCCGCGGAGGAGGCGGCGGCAGCGGCGGAGGAGGCGGCGGAGGAGGCGGCGGAGGAGGCGGCGGCAGCGGCGGAGGAGGCGGCGGAGGAGGCGGCGGAGGCAGGUCCGCUCGCGGCGGCGGCAAGGCGUCCGGCAGCGCCGAGCGGCACGCGAUCCUCUGCCGCCGCACGGCCCGCGCCAUCGCGGAGGUGCGGCUGCGAGGGACGUCGCCGAUGCUACAGGGCGCGGCGGGCACGUUCGUGCUGCAGCACUACACGGCCUCCCUGCGCCGCUCCGGGCUUCUCGACAUGGGAGAGCUGCAGCAGCUCGCCGCCACCCUGCUGCGGCAGCCGCACGUGCGCGCCGCCGUGCAGCGGCGCUACCGCUCGCUUCUCGUCGACGAGUACCAGGACACAAACUCGCAGCAGCUCGCCCUCCUCCGGCUGGUGCAGGAGCAGUCCGCGAUCGGAAUCACGGUGGUGGGCGACGACGACCAGUCCAUCUACUCCUUCCGCGGCGCCGAGCCGGGCAUCUUCGCCUCCUUCCGCCGCCACAUGCCUCGCUGCCAGACGGUGACUCUCUCGCAAAACUACCGCUGCACCGGCAAGCUCCUCCGUGCGGCGAACGCCGUCAUCUCGAGGAACGCGUGCCGCGUGCCGAAGCACGCGUGGACGAGCAACGCCGAGGGAGGCGACGUGGUGCGGUGCGAGUGCUACAACGCGCAGUGCGAGGCGGACUGGCUCGUCGGCAAGCUCGGCGAGCUGCGCGCGCGGCGCGUCCCCUUCAACGACGUCGCCAUCCUCUACCGCACCCACGCCAUCGGCAAGCAGCUGGCGGCGGCGCUCCGCGAGCGAGGGGCCCCGAUCCGGACCGCUGCCUCGGACCUGUUUGCGCGUGCCGACCUCGCGCCCGUGCUCGCGCUGCUGCGGCUGCUCUCCCACCCGGAGGACUCCUCCUCCUUCCGCGCCGUCGCGGCGGCGGCGCAGCCGGCGCUGCCGCCCGCGCUGCUGCAGAUGCUCGGCGAGGACGCGGCGCGGCGCGGAGUCUCGCAGCUUGCGUCGGCGCGCGCGCUCCACGCCGCCACGAGCCCGCUGCCGCCCUCCCGCGCGGAGGCCGAGGCGGCUCGCCCACUCGUCGAGGCGACCGCCGCCGCGAUGGAGGAGGACGGCGGCCGCGCCGCGCUGCACUCGCUGCUGCGCCGCAUCGACGAGCUCCUCCUCGCCGCCCGCUCUGCCCCUCCGAGCCAGCUCCUCGCCGCGCUGCUGCAGUCGGGACUUGCUGGCGGCGUCCGGCCGCAGAGCCACGGCAUCCGCAUGCUCUCGCAAGAGCUGACCGCGGCCGCCGACGCGUACCAGUCCGACGAGGCGGCCCUCGGCGCGGGCGCGGCCGGACUGAGCGAUCGGAUGGCGGCGCUGCGAGACUUCACCGAGCACGCCGCCCUUUGCGAGUACGAGGAGGCGCCCGACGACGGCACUGCCGCCGCGCGCGCGUGCCCUGACGGCACGCCCCUCUCCGCACCGCUGCAGGACGUGCCCACCGACGUCGUGAGCCUCGAGCAGCACGGCGACAUCCAGCACUCCGACCUCGUGCUCAGCGUGCCCAAGCCGCGCUCGUCGCUCGGCGGCGCUCCGCUCAAGCAGCGCGCGGGCGGCGCCGCCGCGGCAGCAUUGCCGCAGGGGCUCGCCGAGUCGCUGAGCUACUGGCAGCAGCCGCGCGCGGCGCCCUCGAGCGGCCCGGCGGCACGCAAGGCGGCACGCACGCCCACGUCUCGCUCUCGCCCCGCGCCGCCUCGCUCCGCUCCCCUGGUCGAACGCCGGUCGGGCUCCAACCUGCCAAAGGGCCAGCAGCAAAAGCGGGCCAAGCGCACGCACGGCGACUCUCGAGAGGCGCACGGCGAGGCCGCGGUGCGCAAGCGCCGGGUCAUCGUCGUCGACGACGACGACUUUGAGUGA
Messenger RNA from Emiliania huxleyi CCMP1516, 2244 nucleotides. RefSeq lists its product as hypothetical. Bases 1 to 2244 code for a protein of 747 amino acids. The transcript has 5 exons. Gene Ontology annotation, molecular function: DNA helicase activity; hydrolase activity; DNA binding. The record is from RefSeq and is a predicted model, not a curated record. Lineage: Eukaryota; Haptophyta; Isochrysidales; Noelaerhabdaceae.